CGGAAGGGCAGUUGAAGGAUUUACUUGUGCGCUUGUCAAUAUGCCGUCCUUUUUUACAAUUCCGGCGUCCCAGCGCAAGCGCAAGCGGGAAGACCAAGCUGCAGCUCCAGCUUCGAAAAAGCGAGGACUUGCGGGAAAAGGCCGCGUGCCAUCCGCUGAAAGCAGACAAAAGAGACAGGAAAGAGAGGAGUCUAUAUCCGGGAGCGAAUCCGAUGACGAUGAAGGUAUAGAAUCCGGUGAAGAAUCAAUUGAUGAGGAAGAACUUUCAGGUUCCGAAGAGGAGGAAACUGCUGCGGAGCGGAGACUAAGGUUGGCGGAGAGAUAUCUGGAGAAUAUCAAAGAGGAGGUGGACGAGGCUGGGUUUGAUGCCGCGGAAAUCGACCGAGAUUUAAUUGCGGAGAGAUUAAAAGAGGAUGUUGACGAAUCCAAAGGACGGACUUACCGGCAAAUAGCAUCUCAGCUAUCGUUUUCGACAGCAUCACAUUCAUACUUCCGUGCAGAUACUCAGAGCACGACAUCAGUCGCUGUACACUCUCCAUAUGUCUACACUGUCUCAAAGGACAAAACGCUUAUUAAAUGGGAACUGAUUCCGCCCGUUGAUAUCCCUGAUACCGAUGUGACAACCACGAAGAGACCCGCGCGACCUUUGCGGAAGAAGCCCAAAAAGAUCCGGUCCAUAAAGGGUUUGCAGGCGGGAGGCAACGACGAAGAACCUCAAGGCCAUACAGGAAAUAUUCUCGCUGUUGCGGUCUCACCCUCUGGGAAGUUUGUUGCAACAGGAGGUGCGGAUAAGAAGUUGAUCAUAUGGGAUGCGGAUACCCUAACUCCUCUCAAAACCUUUACACAACAUCGAGACAGCGUAAGUGGGCUCUCGUUCACUCGACGCAUCUCAGCAGCCACUACUGGAGAGCAGCUGUUCUCCUCAUCGUUUGAUCGUACAUUAAAAACGUGGUCUUUAAGUCCCGGCUCCCAUGCUUAUGUUGAGACGCUCUUUGGCCAUCAAGACCAUGUCAUUUCGGUUGCCUCCAUGGUUACCGACCAGUGUGUUAGUGUCGGCGCCCGUGACCGUACCGCGCGGUUGUGGAAGGUCGUCGACGAGACCCAACUCGUUUUCCGAGGUGGCGGUUCCAAAGGCUCUGAAUAUGCAGAGAAUUCCAUUGAUUGUGUUGCAGUUAUUCCCCCGGCUCACUUUGUCACCGGCUCUGACGAUGGAUCUAUUUCCCUUUGGUCAAUGCACAAGAAAAAACCUUUAUUCACCAUACGCCAGGCUCACGGAUUAGACCCUAUACCUGGCCCCGAAGAGAUUUCUCCUGAUCAAGAUCCUGAUGCCGCGGCACGAAGUACUAAAUACAUGCGGCCGACUCCUCGUUGGAUUACAGCACUAGCAACACUGCCAGGCACGGAUAUUGUUCUGAGUGGAAGCUGGGAUGGCUGGAUCCGAGCAUGGCAGGUUUCUGAGGAUAAGAGAAAAAUAGUUCCCCUUGGUUGUGUAGGUGGACAAGGUUCGCCUGCUCACUUUCUCAAUGACCAACUUGAAUUCAACCCUGCCCGGCAAAUAAACGGUGCGGGAGUAAACGCCAACGCGUCAUCCAACGAACCACCUUUGAACGGGAUAGUAAACGACAUCGCCGUCUUUGAGCGCCGUCCUCAAGACUCGAAAACUUCUUCAGCAAUGAAGGUCACGUCAGCCAACAACGGCUCCAAGGCUUUCCCGAUGCAAGAAAGCACCAGACCUGGUCUGUGUAUAGUUGCGGCAUUGGGCAAAGAGCACCGCCUGGGCCGAUGGAAAGUGUUUGGUUCUAAUGAUAGAAAGAAGAUCGGGGCCUCAAAUUCCGGAGGGAGAAAUGGAGCAGUAGUUUUUGAGGUCCCUUUCUACCCCAACGCCAGCGUUAUUGAAAGCUGAGUGGAAAAAUAAAUAUACCACUUCGUGACAGGUUAAAAAUUAUGACUUGAGUUAAAAACUCAUAGAAUUCCCUAGAAGGAAUUUUUGUGUUGACCUUCUGGAUGACGGUGCUACGUGUCCGUGUAGAUAGCCACAAUGUGUUGUAUGUACGGUAUCAUUCUCGCCCUCUCUUAUGUAUGGUUCCAACGCGAUCCAAGUGCAGUCAA
Coccidioides posadasii C735 delta SOWgp is the source of this 2109-nucleotide messenger RNA. It is a transcript of the gene RRP9, whose product is annotated as rRNA processing protein RRP9. The record is from RefSeq and is a predicted model, not a curated record. Gene Ontology annotation, molecular function: protein binding; U3 snoRNA binding. Gene Ontology annotation, cellular component: small-subunit processome. Lineage: Eukaryota; Fungi; Ascomycota; Eurotiomycetes; Onygenales; Onygenaceae.